Molecule: messenger RNA, 2541 nt
Organism: Coturnix japonica (Japanese quail)
Lineage: Eukaryota; Metazoa; Chordata; Aves; Galliformes; Phasianidae
Gene: SESN2
Product: sestrin 2
Biological process (GO): positive regulation of macroautophagy; regulation of response to reactive oxygen species; cellular response to leucine starvation
Cellular component (GO): nucleus
Molecular function (GO): L-leucine binding; oxidoreductase activity, acting on peroxide as acceptor
Source: RefSeq, a predicted model, not a curated record
CAUUCACACCCUCUAUGAAAGGGAGCUCCGGGUCCCACAGCCCUAUAGAAGAGUUACGGCCCUAUAGGAGCGAUAGGGCCCUAUAGGAGCGAUACGGCCCCGGAUCGCGCUGCUGUGGCUAUGAGCGCUCUAUAGCCGCGCUGACUGUCCCAUGCUGGUGGCCGGCUCUCAGUGCUGCCCUGCGGGGCUGGAGGAGCGUUUGGGAUGCGGGGCUCUGCGGGGCGAGGAGGACACAGGGAUCCCGGUGCCCCCCCAGCUGGGGAGGGGGCCCAGCGCCUUCAUCCCUGCGGAGGAGAUCCUGCAGGACGGCAUUGAGAGCAGCCGGCGGCAGCUGCUGAUCGAAGCCUUCGUGUCCGCUGGUUGCGUGGACAACAUCACGAUGGUGAUGGGGCUGCACCCCCAGUACCUGAGCAGCUUCUGGAAGACUCAGUAUCUCCUGCUGCGCAUGGACGGACCCCUCCCCUACCACAAACGCCACUACAUCGCCAUCAUGGCUGCAGCCCGGCAUCAAUGCACCUACCUGGUGGGGCUGCACAUGGGGGAGUUCCUGCAGGCGGGGGGCAACCCGGCAUGGCUGCAGGGGCUGCACUGCGCCCCACAGAAGCUCAGGAACCUGAAUGAGAUCAACAAGCUGCUGGCACAUCGGCCCUGGCUCAUCACCAAGGAGCACAUUGAGGCACUGCUGAAGACAGGGGAGCACAGCUGGUCGCUGGCAGAGCUGGUGCAGGCGCUGGUGCUGCUCACCCAUUACCAUUCUCUCGCCUCCUUCGUGUUCGGCUGCGGCAUCAACCCCGAGGCAGGGCAGGAUGGGGGGCAGGGCUGCAGACCCCCCUCACCCCACAGCGACAGCAGCCCCACAGCUGAGGACAACACGGGGUGCUCAGGGGGCAGGGAUGCUGUGCGGGAGGUGGAGGCGCUGAUGGAGCGGAUGCAGCUGCUGCGGGACAGUCAGAGGGAGGAGGAGGGCGUCACACAGGAGGAGAUGGCGACGCGCUUCGAGAUGGAGAAGACUGAGAGUUUGUUGGUGGCCCCAUCGGAUGUGACAGACCAUGCCCUGCAGUCCGGCUUGCUGUGCUUCGUGGAGGACCCUGAGUUCGGCUAUAAGGACUUUACACGGCGAGGAGAGCAGGCGCCCCCCACCUUCCGUGCUCAGGAUUACACAUGGGAGGACCACGGCUUCUCCCUCAUUAACCGGCUGUACCCCGACGUGGGGCAGCUGCUGGACGAGAAGUUCCAGGUGGUUUAUAACCUGACGUACAACACCAUCGCGAUGCACUGCGGCGUCGACACCUCCAUGCUGCGCCGCGCCAUCUGGAACUACGUGCACUGCGUCUUCGGCAUCCGCUAUGACGACUAUGACUAUGGGGAGGUGAACCAGCUGCUGGAGCGCAGCCUGAAGGUUUACAUCAAGACAGUGGCCUGUUACCCAGAGAAGACAACCAAGAGGAUGUACGCGCAGUUCUGGAGGCACUUCAAACACUCCGAAAAGGUCCACGUCAACCUGCUGCUGCUGGAGGCCCGGCUGCAGGCUGCCCUGCUGUAUGCACUGCGCGCUGUCACACGCUACAUGACCUGACAGCCCCCUGCUCCCCCCCAUCCUCCUCCUGUUCUGUGGGGGGGGCUGGGAGCAGUGGGGAGCUGGACUGUGUUGGGAUGUCACCUCCUGCCUUAUGGAUGUAGAGAUAUGGGGGGGAGAUGGGGGUAUCUGUGCCUCUUAUCCUGGGGUGGGGGGGUCUCUGAGUGCCCCCCAUGUGCCCCUGUGGGGUGGCUGGAAACGGGGCUGUUGUGUGCCUUGUGUUGGGGGGGAGCCCCGUGGAGCUGAGCCCCUUUCCCUGGGGUGCCCUUAGCAAUGAUGCUGCUGUGCCCCCCCCCCCACAGCCCCAUCAUGUUUGUCAUCCUAUAGGGGGCUGAGGGGCACAGAGGUGUUGGUGCCCCCUUUGUACCCCCCUGCAAUUGGGGACUGGAAGUGCCUUGAGCCCUGGGUAGGGAUUAGGGUGGGGGCUGCAGCACCUGCACUGCCUUUCUGACCCCCCCAUGUGCCCCCUGCCUGCUCUGUGCCACUGAAGGUCUGUGUUGCAUCCUGUGCCAUCCCCCCCCCUCCCUCAGGUCCCUUUGUGGCUGUGGAGCUCAGUGCCAGGGCAGCACUUCUCCUAUCGCUGCCCAUCACUCCAAAGCUGGGGGGGGCUGUUAGGAGGGCAGCUGCCCCCCCUGCAGCACAAGGGACCCCCAACACCCCCCCAUCCCCUGCUGCACUUUAUUGCACAGCACACUGCCGUGGGGGGGGGUCCAUUGGAGCACUGCUGGGCUGGGAUAUGGGGUGCCCAUGCUCAACCCCCCCCCUCCCAUCCCACACCCCAUGUGCCUUUCCCCUCAGUGCUGGUCACUGGGGGAGCCAUGGGGACCCCCACCACCCCCCAGGUUUGUUUCUGCUGCAUCACAGCUCCACUUUAACUUAUUUCUGGUUGUUGUUUGGACUCCUAUGUGGGCCUGGAGUCUGCAGCCUUCAUGUGAAGGAGGGAAUACAUUCUUUUUUUAUUAUUA